CUGCAUGCAAUAACUCUUUUCUUUGUGUUUUACUGGGGCAAUAAUACUGCGGUGAAAGUUUUGAUCACAGUGCGGGGUUGAGUCAAAAGCUGCCAUGGGCUUUCGCCAGCUUGUUUAGCAACCCCGAAAGCAUUAACAAGAGUGAUCUCAUUUUAGUGUCGGACGAUGAAGCUGAUCAUACUCAAUGACUACGACCAGGCAAGCGAGUGGGCUGCAAAGUACAUUAGAAACAAGAUUUUACUGUUCAGACCUGGCCCGGAUAGAUUUUUCACCCUGGGACUUCCCACAGGAAGCACACCUCUGGGUUGUUACAAGAAACUGAUUGAGUACUACAAGAAUGGAGAAAUCUCAUUUCAAUAUGUAAAGACUUUCAACAUGGAUGAAUAUGUAGGACUUCCCAGAGAUCACCCUGAGAGCUACCACUCCUUCAUGUGGAAUAACUUCUUUAAGCACAUAGACAUAAAAGGAGAGAACACCCAUAUCCUCGAUGGCAAUGCUCCUGACCUACAAGCGGAGUGUCAAGCCUUUGAGGAAAAGAUAACAGCCGCUGGGGGGAUCGAGCUCUUUGUCGGAGGUAUUGGACCCGAUGGCCACAUUGCCUUUAAUGAACCUGGUUCAAGCUUGGUUUCUAGGACCAGGGUGAAGACUCUGGCAAAGGACACUAUCAUGGCUAACGCCCGGUUCUUUGAUGGGGAUCUGUCAAAGGUGCCCACCAUGGCUCUGACUGUGGGAGUGGGCACUGUCAUGGACGCAAAAGAGGUCAUGAUUCUCAUCACUGGAGCACACAAGGCAUUUGCUUUAUACAAAGCUAUAGAGGAAGGUGUGAAUCACAUGUGGACAGUGUCUGCAUUCCAGCAGCACCCACAGACUGUUUUUGUAUGUGAUGAAGACGCCACCCUGGAACUCAGAGUCAAAACUGUCAAGUACUUCAAAGGGAUGAUGCAUGUGCACAACAAGCUGGUGGAGCCACCUCCCUCAGACCCCAAGAAGAACUGAUCAAAGGAGAUCUCUCUCAAACUUUGCGUAUUCAUGAGGCAUUUUUGAAAAAUUAACACUCCAAUGAUUCCUUUAUCUGAGACACAUUGGUGGACAUUAAGCAGUGCUUGGAGUUGACCACAACUAAUCUUUAUAGAAAUAAUCAGGUGCUGGUGUGGCACACAUUUGUACGUCUUCAGGUGAUUGUUCAUGCAGUCGUGCUAUUCAUUUGUUCUUUAUAAUAAAGUGGGUUAAAUUUU
Molecule: messenger RNA, 1235 nt
Organism: Lates calcarifer (barramundi perch)
Lineage: Eukaryota; Metazoa; Chordata; Actinopteri; Centropomidae
Gene: gnpda1
Product: glucosamine-6-phosphate deaminase 1
Exons: 7
Coding region: 166-996 (276 amino acids)
Biological process (GO): N-acetylneuraminate catabolic process; N-acetylglucosamine catabolic process; carbohydrate metabolic process
Cellular component (GO): cytoplasm
Molecular function (GO): glucosamine-6-phosphate deaminase activity; identical protein binding
Source: RefSeq, a predicted model, not a curated record